AUAUACGUAUACAUAAUUGAAUAAAAAAAUAGGUAACAGGUUAUGACGACUGAAAGCGGAAACAUUAUUCAAAAGAGUAAAAAAGCAAAGGACAAAGAUAAGGAUUUUAAAAAUACGGAGAAGAAAAAUUUCAAGGAUGGUGGCAAAGUACAAAAGAAAACAUUAAAUAAACAAAAGAAAGCUAAGAAAGAUAACGAUACAUUGUCGGAACAAGUGGACGUAGAUGACGUAGAUCAAGCUCUUGAUGAGAGUUUGGAUGUGGAUAGUAAAAGUAAAGAUGUAAAGAAGAAGCCCUCCAAAAGGCAAUUAAAAAGAGAAAAGGCUGCAAAGCGUGAAGCUGAAGUCAAAGAAAAAGUUAAACUAGAAGUUAUUGAAAAGGCCCUUAACUAUGUAUCAAAAUGGAAACAUGCAAGAUCCCAAUGGAAAUUUGAAAAAGUCAAGCAGAUUUGGUUAAUCAACCAUUUACUUAGUGACACAUACAUUCCAGAUGAGCAUUUUCCAACUGUGAUGGAAUACUUUGAAGGUUGCAAAGGUCAGGCUAGAAAACAGUUGAUAGACAAAGCUAUGGAAAUCAUUAGGAAGGCAGAGGACAACAUUGAAGAAGACGAGACAGUAGUUGAAACGACAGAGUAUAAAAGAGCUAGGCACCUAAUACAAGCAUUGCCAACUGAAACAUAAAACUUAAUGUUUAACAAGUC
This is a messenger RNA of Copidosoma floridanum, 698 nucleotides long. RefSeq lists its product as uncharacterized. The record is from RefSeq and is a predicted model, not a curated record. NCBI's taxonomy places the organism in Eukaryota, Metazoa, Arthropoda, Insecta, Hymenoptera, Encyrtidae.